Messenger RNA from Linnemannia hyalina, 2334 nucleotides. NCBI's taxonomy places the organism in Eukaryota, Fungi, Mortierellomycota, Mortierellomycetes, Mortierellales, Mortierellaceae. The record is from the annotation of a GenBank genome assembly.
AUGGCCAUGAAUACACGGGUCAAAUACGCGGACGAGAUUGGUAAGACCGCCGUUCCUUCUUAUAUUGCAGGAGAAGACACCCGGACGCACAUUAAGGACUUUCUCGAGACCUACAAGGCUGUUUUGUCGGAGGCUGAUGUUGAGGAUACCUCUCUUGAGCUCGACGGCAACCUCGACCCUCAGCUCAAGUAUUUCAUGCAGUUGCAAAUGAUUGCCAACCGCAGACAGAAGAAGCUGGUCAUUCACCUCAACGAUGUUAUCAAGGCAAGUUUUGAUCGCACCAAGGCCUCAAACCUGGCUCCUCACGUCAUGGCCAACACGAAGCGUUACGUGAGCCUUUUCUGUAGCGCCAUUGACGCUAUCAUGCCACUUCCCACGGAGGAUAUGGAGGCUAAAGCUUCUGUCCUCGAUGUUGUUCUCAGUCAGCGCAGGAGUCACAACGCCAACUUUGUCAAUGCCAACGGAGAGGUUCCCCUGGAGGAGCUUCCCUAUCCUCCUGCGUUGACCAGAAGAUACCAAAUCGUCUUCAAACCCCCAACCAGCCAAAAGGCGCUCUCUGUCCGCGAGAUCAAGGCUGAAUACCUCGGAAAGUUGGUCACUCUUCAGGGAAUCGUCACCCGUGUCACUGCUGUCAAGCCCUUCGUCGAGGUGGCCGCCUAUACUUGCGAAUUAUGUGGAACUGAAAACUUCCAGGAGAUUACCGCCCGCCAGUACAUGCCUAUGACCGAGUGCAACUCCCUGGCCUGCAAGACCAACCAAACGAAAGGAAAACUUCACGAGCAAACUCGUGCCAACAAGUUCUUGGAGUUCCAGGAGGUCAAGAUUCAAGAACUUACCCACCAAGUCCCCGUUGGACACAUCCCUCGUUCGAUCAAGGUGCACCUCUUUGGUGUGAUGACCAGAAGCAUGAACCCCGGUGACACUGUUGCAGUUUCCGGUAUUUAUGUUCCUAUCCCUUACACUGGAUUCCAGGCCAUGCGCGCAGGACUUUUGACCGAUACUUACUUGGAGGGCCACCAUGUUGAACAGUCUAAGAAGCAAUACUCGGAGAUGACGCUCACAGCCCAGGCUCAGGAGGAAUUGGAGGAUAUGGCUCAGGAUCCCGAUGUCUACAACAAGAUGGCUCGUUCGAUCGCUCCCGAGAUUUACGGUCACGAGGAUGUGAAGAAGGCAUUGCUGUUGCUGAUGAUUGGCGCCCCCACUAAGGCCAUGGGCGAUGGCAUGAAAAUUCGUGGAGAUAUCAACGUUUGCUUGAUGGGUGACCCAGGAGUGGCCAAGUCGCAGUUGUUGAAAUACAUCACCAAGGUUGCCCCCCGUGGUGUUUACACCACUGGUAAGGGAAGUUCCGGUGUCGGUUUGACCGCUGCCGUCAUGAGGGACCCUGUCACAGACGAGAUGAUCCUCGAGGGAGGAGCAUUGGUUUUGGCUGAUAACGGUAUCUGCUGUAUCGAUGAGUUCGACAAGAUGGACGAGUCGGACAGAACGGCAAUUCACGAGGUCAUGGAACAGCAGACUAUCUCGAUCUCCAAGGCCGGUAUCACAACUACCCUUAACGCACGUGCCUCGAUCUUGGCCGCCGCCAACCCUAUUUACGGUCGCUACAACCCCCGCAAAUCGCCUGUCGAGAACAUCAACUUGCCUGCCGCUUUGCUCUCACGUUUCGAUAUUCUCUUCUUGAUUCUCGACACUGCCAACGAAGAGAACGAUUCGCGCCUCGCCGCCCAUAUUACCUACGUCCACAUGCACAACCAAGCUCCCAAGAUGGAUUUCGAGCCCUACAGCGCAAGCUUGAUGAGACAAUAUAUUGCUGCAGCACGGCAAAGGAGGCCUACUGUCCCCAAGGCAGUCUCGGAGCACAUUGUGGACGCCUAUGUGCAAUCGCGCCAGAACGGAAAGGCCGAGAGAGAGAGCGGACAGGAAUUCACGUACGUCAGUGCGCGUACUUUGCUCGGUGUUCUUCGUUUGGCACAGGCAAUGGCUCGUCUCCGGUUCUCGGAUGUUGUUUCGGUUGAGGAUGUGAACGAGGCUCUGCGCUUAAUCGAUGUCUCGAAGGCAUCACUCUACGAUAACGACGGUGGUCAAAACGGAAGAGACGGACGCAACUACCAGUCGCCCACUGACAAGAUCUACGACAUUAUUCGCACGAUGAGCAAGGACCCUGAGGAUGGCUGGCGUCUGGUUGAAGAGUUGAGGCUACAGGAGAUUCGAGACCGUGUCCUGGCCAAGGGCUUCAAGCUCCAGGAGUUGGAGGAUUGCUUGCGCGAGUAUGAGGAUAUGAACAUUUGGUUCAUCAACGAUGCACAGACCAAGCUUACCUGGAUCUCGAGGGACUAG